UGAUCCGCAGAGCAUGCUGGGAUGUGUGGUUCUCUUGCGGCUGCUCAUGAGGCGGAAGUCCCGGUGUAGUGUGUGCCGUACGGUUCCUCAACAUGUAAAAUAUAUAUGAUGGCUUCUAAAUCUCUUCACAAGGACUGGUAUGCUGUACUUGGCGCUAAUCCCAGUGACAGCCAGGCCGAGCUGAAACAGAAGUAUCAGAAGCUUGCUUUAUUAUACCACCCGGAUAAACAGAGCAGGAACACAACAGGAAAACAAGUAGAGGAUGGAGCCCAGAGAUUCAUCGACAUUAAUCAGGCGUGGAAAAUCCUCGGGAAUGAAGAAACAAAAAAAGAAUAUGACGUGCUGUUGCGUGAAUCCGAGCUAACCCAGAUGUGGCCUGUAGACGCUCAGAUUCACCUGGAGGAGAUGUCAUGGAGCAUCGAUGAAGAGAAUUAUUCUUUCCCAUGCCGAUGCGGAGGCCGAUACAUACUCGCUGAAAGUGAUCUGGACCAAACUAUCUUGGUUAAUUGUGACUCCUGUUCAUUGAUUACAGAAAUCUUAAAAGGAUGAUGAGGACGUUAUCAAUAUGUAAAUAAAUUAUAACUUAA
Spea bombifrons (plains spadefoot toad) is the source of this 587-nucleotide messenger RNA. RefSeq names its product DnaJ heat shock protein family (Hsp40) member C24 (gene DNAJC24). The coding region runs from base 106 to 549 and encodes 147 amino acids. Gene Ontology annotation, molecular function: ATPase activator activity; ferrous iron binding. The transcript has 5 exons. The record is from RefSeq and is a predicted model, not a curated record. Lineage: Eukaryota; Metazoa; Chordata; Amphibia; Anura; Pelobatidae. Gene Ontology annotation, biological process: positive regulation of ATP-dependent activity.